Molecule: messenger RNA, 1554 nt
Organism: Lottia gigantea (owl limpet)
Lineage: Eukaryota; Metazoa; Mollusca; Gastropoda; Lottiidae
Exons: 9
Cellular component (GO): box C/D methylation guide snoRNP complex; small-subunit processome
Molecular function (GO): snoRNA binding
Source: RefSeq, a predicted model, not a curated record
UUAUAUGUCCUCUUUGAACAUGCCUCUGGAUAUGGCCUAUUCAGAGUGCGUGAAUUUGAAGAAGUUUCCAUGUUAUUGCCUCAAGUUGAAGCCAGUGUUACAGAUGUCAGUAAAUUUAAUUCUGUGGUGAAGCUAGUUGCAUUUUCACCAUUCAAAAGUGGAACUAAUGCCUUAGAUAAUAUGAACAGUGUUUCUGAAGGUAUUUUACAUGAUGACUUACGAGUGUUCAUUGAAACAAAUGUACCAAAAUCUACAAAGAAAGAAAAGGUUAUAUUGGGUGUAGGCGAUUCUAGAAUUGGUGCUGCUAUUUCAGAAGAUUUAUCUGUAAAAUGUCAGCAAGUUGGAGUUGUUCAAGAGUUGUUGAGAGGAAUAAGAGUUCACUUUGCAAAGCUUGUAAAAGGAUUGACAGAAAAGUCUGCUGGAAAGGCUCAACUUGGUUUAGGUCAUAGUUAUUCUCGAGCUAAAGUAAAGUUUAAUGUAAAUAGAGUUGAUAAUAUGAUUAUACAGAGUAUAAGUUUAUUAGAUCAGUUAGAUAAAGAUGUCAACACAUUCUCUAUGAGAAUAAGAGAAUGGUAUUCCUAUCAUUUCCCAGAGUUGGCUAGAAUUGUCACAGAUCAUUUUAAAUAUGCUAGAUUAGCUAAAUUAAUCAAAAAUCGUAAAGAAUUGACUAGGGAGCUUGAAGAUGAAAUAGAAGAGAUCACCAUAGAUAGUUCUGUUACAAAGUCUAUAUAUGAUGCUGCCAAGUCUUCAAUGGGAAUGGAUAUUUCACCAAUUGAUCUAUUAAAUAUUGAAAUGUUUGCUACAAGAGUAAUUGGUUUAUCCGAGUACAGAAAGAACCUAUCAGAAUAUUUACAGACUAAGAUGCAGCAAGUUGCUCCAAACUUAGCAACACUGAUAGGAGAUCAGAUUGGUGCUCGUUUGAUAGCUCAUUCUGGUAGUUUAACUAAUUUAGCUAAAUAUCCAGCAUCAACAGUUCAGAUCCUUGGGGCUGAAAAGGCUUUGUUUAGGGCUCUAAAGACAAGAGGAAACACACCAAAGUAUGGUUUAAUCUUCCAUUCCACAUUUAUUGGUAGAGCUUUAGCUAGAAACAAGGGUAGAAUUUCUAGAUAUUUGGCUAAUAAAUGUUCUAUAGCUUCUAGAAUAGACUGUUUUGCAGAAUAUCCAACAGCUGUGUUUGGUGAACAUUUAAAACAACAAGUUGAAGAUAGAUUAAAAUUCUAUGAAAGUGGUGAUGUUCCAACUAAAAAUGUUGAUGUUAUGAAAAUAGCUGUAGGAGAGGCUGAAGUUGUUCAGAAAAAAUUGGCCAAAAAAGAAAAGAAGAGAAAAAGAAAGGCUGCUGAGUUAGAAGCAACUUUAGAAACGACUAUGGAAACAACCAUGGAAGAAGAAACAGAAGAACCCAUCAAGAAGAAGAAAAAGAAGAAGAAGAAGAGUAAGGAAGAAAGUGAAGAGGAAGAAAUGGAAACAAGUGUUGCUAUGGAUACCACAGCAGAAUUAGAAGAUACACCAUCUAAAAAACCCAAAAAGAAGAAGAAAAAGAAGAAUGCAGACUAA